UAGCAUGGACAGCACGGCACAUCGCCUGAACAUCGUGGAAGCCGGCAACUGCAGUCCCGCUGAACUGCCGGUCACUUCCGGUGCCGACGGUCUCAUCCUGUCGCAGACCAUUAAGAUUGUGGUGUUGGGCGCCGCUUGCGCCGGGAAAAGCAGUGUUAUUAAGCAAUUCCUGGGCAAUGGACAGGACUUCAGUGAGCAGUACGACCCGACGGAUCGGCGGUGUAAUUACUUCAAGACGGUACUGUGCUUCGACACCAACCUGCACACCAUCACGCACUGGGCACUGAAGAUAGUCGACGUGCCGGUGACGGAGAUCCCGAUCGCUUCGCUGUACUCUUGGAGCAACUUCCUGCAGUACGACGUGGGCCACGCCGCCGUCUACGUGCUGGUGUUCGACGUCAGCGCUCAGAUGCACAGCUGGGAUUUUGUGCGCUCCAUCCGCGACCAAUUGAUCAGCCAUCCCAACACGUGCCAGGCCCUAAUCUUCGUCGUGGCCAACAAGGUCGACCUACCUUACCAGCUCAGCCGCGCUGACCUCAUGCACACUGUACAGAAAAUCUGGAAGCACGGCUACGUGGAGUGCUCAGCCAAGAAGAACUACCACGUCCUCGGACUCUUCCAGGCCAUCAUCGAGGCCGUCCAGAUUAAACUGCAGUCGCAGGCCGAAACGCGCCUGAAGCAGGACGGACUGCGUUUCGGCUUCAGCUGGCGCCGCUUCCGCCUCAACAAGCCCCACAAGUGCUCCAUUCAGUAGCUGAAAGAAAUUAGACACGACCAUCAAGCUCCUUACUAUGCGGCAAAUGCAACGGGACUCAAUGGGACGGAGCUCGCUUUCUUUUUUAGCAGUGCAUUCUCUGGUGCAUGCACGCUAAGUGCAGUAUUCGCUGUUGCCACUGAAUCACUCUCGACUCCCAUUUUCCCGCUGGUGUGAUAGAUUAAAUCAUUAAAGGGUAUGUACGAUAAGUGGCAGUGGCUACGUACGGAGUUCGAAAAGUCCGGACCGCGCUCCACGAGUACAUGAAUGAAUGAUCGUUCCUUCUUUAACGUUAAAAAGGAAUGUCCAAUCAUUCUGUGCACCUAGAGCACGGCCGUGCUAAAGUACGCAGAUCGGGUUGCUCCGCUGAACAGCAGACACAUUGCGUUUUUUGUAAAGAGCCGGCCACUGGGCAGUAAGCAGCGCAUUUAACCUAAUUUAAUUCGAGUUAGACCAGGUA
Paramacrobiotus metropolitanus is the source of this 1214-nucleotide messenger RNA. RefSeq names its product ras-like protein family member 10B. Gene Ontology annotation, molecular function: GTP binding; GTPase activity. Lineage: Eukaryota; Metazoa; Tardigrada; Eutardigrada; Parachela; Macrobiotidae. The transcript has 4 exons. The coding region runs from base 5 to 754 and encodes 249 amino acids. The record is from RefSeq and is a predicted model, not a curated record.